GGGGAGACGCCCCCCGUGGGCUCCGGUCCCCCCGUGGGCUCCGGUCCCCCCGUGGGCUCCGGUCCCCCCGCGCUGUCUCGGGGCCGGGACCGACGCCCCGCUCUCGUUUCCCCCGCAGAGAAGCACCUGGUGCUGCUGCGGGACGGGCGGACGCUCAUCGGGUACCUGCGCAGCAUCGACCAGUUCGCAAACUUGGUGUUGCACCAGACUGUGGAGCGCAUCCACGUGGGCAAGAAGUAUGGGGACAUCCCUCGGGGCAUCUUUGUCGUGAGGGGCGAGAACGUGGUUCUGCUGGGGGAAAUUGACCUGGAGAAGGAGAGCGACACACCUCUGCAGCAGGUGUCCAUUGAGGAGAUCCUGGAGGAGCAGCGGGUGGAGCUGCAGGCCAAGCAGGAGUCGGAGAAGCUGAAGGUGCAGGCGCUGAAGGAGCGGGGCCUGUCGGUGCCGCGGGCGGACACGCUGGACGAGUACUAGAGCUGCUGCCCCUCCGGGGCUCCUGAUCCGCCUGUGCAGGGACAGAGCUCCUUGGAAAGGCGGCCUUUAUUUUCAGAUUGUAUUUUCUGUACACAAAUCAUGCCUUUAGUCUCCUUGCAGAGAAGGAGAUGAGGUCUGGCACAACGGCUGGGAGCGAGCGUUUGUGUUUGGGAGGCAAAUCGCUGCUCUUUGGGUUUGUUUGCUUUUUCCUCCUCAUGUGACUCUGGGCGAGAGUUUUCCUUAAAGUGUAAAUAAAUCCUUGAUCCUGGCA
Corapipo altera (White-ruffed manakin) is the source of this 745-nucleotide messenger RNA. It is a transcript of the gene LSM1, whose product is annotated as LSM1 homolog, mRNA degradation associated. The record is from RefSeq and is a predicted model, not a curated record. Gene Ontology annotation, biological process: deadenylation-dependent decapping of nuclear-transcribed mRNA. The annotation marks the transcript as partial. The transcript is spliced from 3 exons. Gene Ontology annotation, molecular function: RNA cap binding. NCBI's taxonomy places the organism in Eukaryota, Metazoa, Chordata, Aves, Passeriformes, Pipridae. Gene Ontology annotation, cellular component: P-body; Lsm1-7-Pat1 complex.